AUGUUUGAAUUACCUGUCGUUGAUGGCUAUGAGAAUGGUCAGACAUUUCUAGCUGAAAGGAAAUUGCGGUACAGAUAUUUCAAUCAAUCACAUAAACGAUACCUACAUUACUUACAAUCGAAAUCCCAAACUGAUAUUGUACCUGUGAAUGAACAUGAGGAAGGCAGAGAUGAGGAAAAUGAAGAAGAUAUAGAACUUAGACAUAAUCAUGAAGAAAGACUCUAUUUUAAGAGAUACGAGAAACCACAAAAUAGUUAUGAAAUAUGGAGAUUGGAUAAUAAGAAACGGAAGAGAGAACCAUUGCAACAAGGUACGAUGACAUAUUCAGAUAUAUCAGAUAUUGAAGAAUAUGGGAAACGUAAGAGCCAACAUCUAUAUUACUCUAAUCAUAAACUGGUGGAAACAUUUCAAAAUCAAGUGGAUGGGUAUGAGCUCUUAAAGAAAAGGAAAUCAACAAUUGUGAAGAAUGUUGAUUUGAAAGUUAUAGAGACUUUGAUACAACUACUGCAUGUUAAUAUCAUCAGAAGGAAAUGGAACAUUGCAUAUAGAGUAUUCGCCCAAUUGGUUCGUAUCCCCAGUGUUGAUAUUCGAUCCAUUUGGAACCUUGGUGUUGAAAUCAUGUCACACGCACAAGAAAACAAUGAUCCUGAACAAAAGAUGACUUUGGAGUUUUUAGAAUGGAUGACAAAAGUUUAUUCGUCAAGAGCCAAAUAUAUUGAAGGUAUCAAUCAUAAACUUGCACCUAUGUUCCGUAGUAGUUCAAAGGAUCAUACAGCAGCGUACGUCACCACCUUACUGUGGAGGUCUCUGUAUGUUGCAGCAGCUCAUACUUUAGACAAUGACCAUUAUACCGAUGAUACUAAUAAGACUAGUGAUGCUGCAUUACAAACCCUCAUUGAAAAGAUUGAUGAUAUGUUAAUCAUCCCAACGUACAUGGAAGAAAGUGAGAUCUGGUUUGUUCAAGCAAUGUGCCAUGUAGUGAAGACAGAUUACUUAACCAGGCAGAUGAGUGUCGAGCGUGUCGGUUCCAUUAACGAUAUACGACGUAACGAUGUCACGGCAGCGAUCAAGACUGCUGAACGUUGUCUCCAGGAAUGUCUUGAACGAACUGCUGGCGAUACUGUUCAGUUCGCAUUUCCAGACCGCUACAUCCGUAGACAGCUUCGCCAACUGGAGCAAAGGAUCAGCAACAAGUGA
Messenger RNA from Maudiozyma barnettii, 1197 nucleotides. It is a transcript of the gene RRN11, whose product is annotated as Rrn11p. Gene Ontology annotation, biological process: transcription initiation at RNA polymerase I promoter; nucleolar large rRNA transcription by RNA polymerase I. The transcript has a single exon. Bases 1 to 1197 code for a protein of 398 amino acids. Gene Ontology annotation, cellular component: RNA polymerase I core factor complex. Gene Ontology annotation, molecular function: RNA polymerase I general transcription initiation factor activity; RNA polymerase I core promoter sequence-specific DNA binding; TBP-class protein binding. The record is from RefSeq and is a predicted model, not a curated record. NCBI's taxonomy places the organism in Eukaryota, Fungi, Ascomycota, Saccharomycetes, Saccharomycetales, Saccharomycetaceae.